This is a messenger RNA of Branchiostoma floridae (Florida lancelet), 1269 nucleotides long. RefSeq names its product circumsporozoite protein-like. The coding region runs from base 1 to 1269 and encodes 422 amino acids. The transcript is spliced from 2 exons. Lineage: Eukaryota; Metazoa; Chordata; Leptocardii; Amphioxiformes; Branchiostomatidae. The record is from RefSeq and is a predicted model, not a curated record.
AUGGCGCGGUGUGUCAAGUGUGAUUUCUCCCAGCUCAGGUAUUACGUCACGAGGAGGCACGCCAUGCCGCGGGGUCACCCGAGCUCGCACCUGGGCCGGACGACUGAGGACAGCCCAUCGGGACGGAAGACUGAGGACAGCCCAUCGGGACGGAAGACUGAGGACAGUCCAUCGGGACGGAAGACUGAGGACAGCCCAUCGGGACGGACGACUGAGGACAGCCCAUCGGGACGGAAGGCUGAGGACAGCCCAUCGGGACGGAAGGCUGAGGACAGCCAAUCGGGACGGAAGACUGAGGACAGCCCAUCGGGACGGAAGACUGAGGACAGCCCAUCGGGACGGAAGACUGAGGACAGCCCAUCGGGACGGACGACUGAGGACAGCCCAUCGGGACGGAAGACUGAGGACAGCCCAUCGGGACGGAAGGCUGAGGACAGUCCAUCGGGACGGAAGACUGAGGACAGCCCAUCGGGACGGACGACUGAGGACAGCCCAUCGGGACGGAAGGCUGAGGACAGCCCAUCGGGACGGAAGGCUGAGGACAGCCAAUCGGGACGGAAGACUGAGGACAGCCCAUCGGGACGGAAGACUGAGGACAGCCCAUCGGGACGGAAGACUGAGGACAGCCCAUCGGGACGGACGACUGAGGACAGCCCAUCGGGACGGAAGACUGAGGACAGCCCAUCGGGACGGAAGGCUGAGGACAGCCCAUCGGGCCGGAAUACUGAGGAUUGUCCAUCAGGACGGAAGACUAAGGACAGCCCAUCGGGACGGAAGACUGAGGACAGCCCAUCGGGACGGAAGGCUGAGGACAGCCCAUCGGGACGGAAGACUGAGGACAGCCCAUCGGGCCGGAAUACUGAGGAUUGUCCAUCAGGACGGAAGACUAAGGACAGCCCAUCGGGACGGAAGACUGAGGACAGCCCAUCGGGACGGAAGGCUGAGGACAGCCCAUCGGGACGGAAGGCUGAGGACAGCCCAUCGGGACGGAAGACUGAGGACAGCCCAUCGGGACGGAAGGCUGAGGACAGCCCAUCGGGACGGAAGACUGAGGACAGCCCACUGAGGACAGCCGGAAGACUGAGGACAGUCCAUCGGGACGGAAGACUGAGGACAGUCCAUCGGGACGGAAGACAGGACAGCCCAUCGGGACGGAAGACUAAGGACAGCCCAUCAGGAAGGACGACUGACGGCAAACCAUCGGGCCGGAAGAUUGAGAGCCCAUCGGGCCGGAAGACUGAGGACAGCCCAUCAAAAAAGGAAGGCUGA